ACGGCGAGGCGUUGGUUGUAUAAUGGCGCACAUUUCGGAAAUCAAGAGAGACCAAAGCCCAACUGGUAAUCGUCCCAACAUGAGUGAUCUGAGGAUUGUCCUGGUGGGGAAGAACGUGACAGAAAACAUCAGAGUGGGAAACUUAAUCUUAAAUAAAAAUGUGUUUGGAAAGAAAACACCACAACCUGAUGUGGAGACAUUCAUGGAAAGAGUGGAGAGGAGAAGCAUCACAGUCAUCAACACAACUCACCUGCUCAAGCCAGUACACAGACUACAAACAAUAGCACAAUACGUGUCCAAGUUGUCUCCUCCAGAGCCUCAUGUGAUCAUACUGGUGCUGCAGCACAAUGAUUUUAAUCAAAAGAAUAGAGACACAUUACCUUCAGUGUUGAACUGCUUUGGUGAGCAGGCGAUGAAGCGCACUAUGAUUCUGACUACUGAUGAUGAGACACGCAGUGCUGAACAUACAUUUGAAAAUGAAUAUAUUCAAGAAAUAUCUACAGAAUGUGGAGGAGGACGCCUUCAACUUGCACAAAAUACACUACGCUCUCAAAUACUUCAACAAGUGGAUGAAAUAAUCAGUCAUGGUGUAGUUGAAGAGACACAGCAGGUCUCAUCGCUGCAUGAAGAAGACAGCAAGAGGCAAAGGCGACGAAGUCAAAGUGAAGAACGCCCUAACAUGUGUGAUCUGAGGAUUGUUCUUCUGGGGAAGAAUGUAUCAGAAAACAGCAGAGUCAGAAACUCAAUCCUGGGAAUAGAUGUGCAUGAGAGUGAUGCACAUAUAAAGCAGCACAAUGUGCUGAAAAUCAGUGGAACAGUGAAGAACAGGCACGUCACAGUCAUUAACACUCUUCAUCUGCUGAAUCUAAACAUCUCAGAUCAUCAGAUCACACAGACAGUGAGAGACUGUGUGAAUCAGUCUGAUCCAGGACCACAUGCGUUCAUACUCAUACUGCAGUAUAACGACUUCACUGAGGUGGACAUGCAUAGAGUGAAACUUGUGCUCAACAAAUUCAGUGGAGAAGCGAUUAAAUGUGCCAUCGUUCUCACGACUGAUGAAGAGAGAGACGACUCAAACAUUCAUCAGCUAAUAAAGGAAUGUGGGGGAAGAUAUUUGGAGUUUAAAAAAGAAACCCCAGAAUGGCAAUCUGACAUAUUCAAGAGGGUUGAUAAGUUACUUCAGGAAAACCAGGAAGAAUUUCUCACAUGUGAAAUAUUUCAUGAUGCUGAAGGAACAUCAGUGGAUGAAGAGCAAAGAUCUCAUGGUUCAGUCAGAUCAGAGGAAAAACACAAAGAGCGUUCUUAUUGCAAAGAUGAUGGAAAACUCGAACAGAGCAAGAGAAGUGAAGAAAGUCUAAUUGAUAUAAGAGAGUGGAUUCGCUCCAACUUGCCAGCAAAUCUCUCUGGAAAACAGAAGCUGAACCUGGUUCUGUGUGGAAGUGAUCCAACAUUUAAAGUCUCUGUGUCCAAACUUUUACGAGGAAAAAAUAUAAAACCUUCACAUCAGAGAGAGAGCAGUGAAGGGUGUGUGAAGAAAGAGAAGAGGAUUCAUGAUCGUCAGAUGAGUCUGGUGGAGCUUCCAGCUCUGACUCGGCUCUCAGAGGAGGAAGUGAGGUGUCAGACUCUCAACUGUGUGUCUCUCUGUCAUCCUGGAGUUCAUGUUUUCCUCCUCAUUGUUCCUGUUCCUCCACUUACUGAUGAAGACAAAACAGAAUUAGAGAAGAUCCAGAAGAACUUUUAUUCCAGAGAGCAUUUCAUAGUAAUGUUUAUCAGUGAAGGCACUGUUAAAAGACCAGUGACAGAGUUUAUAAAAAACAGCCCAGAAUCUCAGAGGUUAAUCAGUCGUUGUGGAGGUCGGUACUGUGUGAUGGGUUUAAAAGAGCAUGAAAACUCAAGACAGAUCCCAGAACUACUGGAUUAUAUAGAGAACAUGAAGACUGAACCAUAUUCACCUCAGAUUUAUGUGCAAGCUCAGGAGAACAGAGCCAGACAUCAAACAGAGGAGAAAUAUGAAGAGAAACUGAAGAAAAUGGAGGAUGAAAUCAUAGAGUUAAAGCAGAAGAUUCAGUCAGAAGGUGCUGAAUGUUCAGAUGAUCUGGAGAGUUUGAGGAUUGUGCUGAUCGGGAGGACAGGAAAUGGAAAGAGUGCAACAGGAAACACUAUUCUGGGAAGAGAUGAGUUUGAGAGUCAAGCAAGCAUGGAUUCAGUGACGACUGACUGUAAGAAGGGAGUUGGUGAAGUUGAUUGUCGAUCAGUAGCUGUUGUUGAUACUCCAGGACUCUUUGACACAUCACUCUCAAAUGAAGAAGCGGUGGAAGAAAUAGUGAAAUGUGUUUCAAUGUCGUCACCUGGACCUCAUGUGUUUGUCAUUGUGUUGAGUUUGGGAAGAUUUACCAAGGAAGAAGCAGACACUGUGGAUCUGAUAAAGAAGAUAUUUGGUCCAAAAGCUGCUCAGUUCAGCAUCGUUCUUUUCACUAGAGGAGAUAAUCUCAAGGGUGAAUCUAUAGAAAAAUAUGUGGAGAGAGGAAAAAAUGCUGAGGUCAAGAAACUGAUCAGAGAUUGUGGAAACAGAUUCCUGGCUUUCAAUAACAAUGACAAUCAAGACAGAACUCAAGUGAUUCAACUGUUAAAGAUGAUAGAAGAGGUGAAGAACACUAAUGAGGGUCGAUACUUCACUAACAGCAUGUUUGAGGAGGCAGAGAUGUCCAUUAAGAAGAGAAUGGAGGAAAUAAUGAAAGAGAGAGAAAAAGAAAUUCAGACUCAGAAAGAUGAGUUACAAGCCAAAUAUGACAGAGAAGUGAGAGACAUGUUGAAGAGACUUGAGGAAGAGAAACAAAGAGCAGGUGAGGAGAGAAUGAAAAUGGAGAAUCAAUUCAGAGAAAAUGAGGAAAAACUCAGAAAAGAGUUUGAAGAGAAAGAAAAAAUGGAACAAAUGAAACAAGAGAUCGAAAAACAGAGGCGAACACUAGAGGAAAAACAGCAACAAGCUGAAUAUCAUCAAAAUAUAGAAGAAAUGAAGAGAGAGAUUGAAAAUCAGAGAUUGCAGUAUGAAAAACAGCAGAAAGAAAGAGAAGAAGAAGAUAGAAAGAGAGAAGAGAAAUACAAACAAGAUCGAGAAAAGAUGAAACAUGAACAAGAAUGUGUUAUGACACAGUUAAAGAUGAAAGAAGAAGAAGAAAUAAAAAAGAGAGAUUUGGAGGAGAAAAGGAGAAAUGAACAAGAAGAGAAAGAGAGACAAGAAUGGGUGAGAAAAAUAAAAGAGGCUGAAAUUGACAGAAAAGAGACUCAAGAGGAAAUUAAACGACAGCAGAGAGAAUGGGAGGAUGAAAAGAAACGACAGAUGAGAGAACGAGAGGAAGAGGAAAGAAAGAGAAAAGAGAAACAUGAGGAACAACUGAGAGAAAAACAAGAAGAACUGGAGAAAAUGAGAAAGAAAUUUGAAAGAGAGAAAGAAGAAGAACGACAGAAGAUAGAAGAGGAGAGACAGAAAGAGAGAAGAGAAAGAGAAGAAAAAGAGAGAGAAUAUAAAGACAAGAAAACUGAAAUGGAAAGACAUUAUGAGCGGCUGGAGCGAGAAAGAAAAGAUGAGUGGGAGAGAAGAAAACAAGAAGAUGAUGAGAGACGAGAAGAAGAGAGAAAGAGAUGGAAGAAAAUGAUUGAAGAUCUGAAACAAGAGCAAGAAGAACAGUUCAAGAGAAGAGAAAGAGAGGAGAAUGAGAGAAAAGAAAGAGAAGAGAAAGAGAGAGAUGAAAUGAAACAGAAACAUGAAGAGGAAAUAAAAGUCAUAAAGAAGAAACUUGAAGAUGAAGCCAGAAAACAAGCAGAAGAAUUUAAUGAUUUCAGAAAGAGAAAAGAGCAGCACAUUCAGCAGCUCCAACAGAUGCUGGAAGAACGUCAGAAAGAAUACGAAUUACUGGACAAACUCUAUCAACACUUCAAAGAUGAGAAAAGUGAAGAAGUGACAAAUCUGAAAAAACAUAUUGAAGAUUUAAAAAAUAAAUGGUGUAGACUUAUGUGAAACUCUCAUAUUCAUCAGGGAGCCAAAUAUAAUUUUCCAGAUUUAGUUUUGGUUUUCCACAAUUGAACAGAUUUUCUUCUGGUGAGAUACCAUAAGCAUAAGCAUAAAUGAAAUGAUAAAAAUGUUUUUUUUUUUUUCAUUAUUAUUAUUUUCAGAGACAAAUUUGGGAAACUGAAAAGCCUAUUUAAAAAAAAUAGGUCAUUCUGUGAUGCCUUUUAAUUGUGAACUCAUAUCUACCAAACUGUGCUGCAUCUGAUGUGUUUUAUGUGACUGUCUAUACAACUAAAAGGGGAUGAAAGUAACACUUUUUUGUUCGAGCAUCAGUAACUCAGUGGUUGUUUGUGCUGGAUUUCUCAAACAACAUACACGGUAGCCACAUUUGUCUACUGCAAAUAAAACUCAAGUAAGGCUGAAAAUGAUCAAAGACUUCUGCUUUCCUGUUCCAAACAUAUCUUGAGUAACAAAAGUCCAUUUGGCAUUACUGAAGGCACAGAAGUGCUGAUAGUGUUCAAGGUCUGUCACACCUUUUGCACAGUGAGUGAAGCUGUAAUCUGCUGAUUGGUCAGUUUGAAUGUCUCACAUUUGGUUUUUAGUCACAUGGUCAAGGAAGGGAUAAAAGAAGACUGUAACUGUUGCUCUGUCUCUUUCCUUUGCUGGCACUCUCUUCUUGGGGCUCUGCCC
Molecule: messenger RNA, 4699 nt
Organism: Sinocyclocheilus grahami
Lineage: Eukaryota; Metazoa; Chordata; Actinopteri; Cypriniformes; Cyprinidae
Product: early endosome antigen 1-like
Exons: 8
Coding region: 23-4018 (1331 amino acids)
Molecular function (GO): GTP binding
Source: RefSeq, a predicted model, not a curated record